Salvia splendens (bonfire salvia) is the source of this 1470-nucleotide messenger RNA. RefSeq lists its product as uncharacterized. The transcript has a single exon. NCBI's taxonomy places the organism in Eukaryota, Viridiplantae, Streptophyta, Magnoliopsida, Lamiales, Lamiaceae. The record is from RefSeq and is a predicted model, not a curated record. Bases 1 to 1470 code for a protein of 489 amino acids.
AUGCCAUCACACACACUACUCAACAAUCUGUUGAAGUCUCUCAUCAUCUCAGGCUUGCUCAUACAUCUCAUCUCCAUCUCCUCAUUCAACAACAACAAUUCUUUGCUCUACACAUCCAUCAGCCUUACCAAGCCUUCCUCUUCCGAUCAUCCUCUUCCUCCUUGUAAUGCAACACACAUAGUAUUCGGAAUUGCAGCAACAGCAUCCACUUGGAGCCACAGAAAGCACUCCGUCGAGUCAUGGUGGCGCCCUAACCUAACCCGAGGCUACGUCUUCCUCGAUAAGAUCAAGCCAGAGCUCCUCCCAUGGCCGAACCACACUCUCCCACCAUUCCAUGUCUCCCAGGACACAUCGAGAUACAAGGACCACGACAAGCACCUCGCGCGCGAUGCCAUCCGUAUGGCGCGCAUUGUAACAGAGCUUUUCGAGAUCGAGGAGGCCGGCCUGAGGUGGUUUGUGAUGGCCGACGACGACACGGUCUUAUUCGUGGAUAAUUUGGUUGAUGUUCUAAACAGAUACGAUCACCGGAAAUUCUUAUAUAUUGGAAUGAAUUCGGAGACGCACGCUUCCAAUGUGAUGCACUCUUUCGAGAUGGCGUUUGGUGGCGCCGGAUACGCCCUCAGCUACCCUCUCGCGGCUGCGCUGGCCGCGAACAUGGACGUAUGCCUCAAACGCUACCCGGAUCUGUACGGAAGCGACCAUAUAAUUCAAUCGUGCGUCGCUGAUUUGGGGGUUUCCAUCACCAGAGAGUUAGGGUUCCACCAGAUCGACCUCCACCGCGAUAUAUCAGGAUUUCUAUCGUCGCAUCCCCGUGCACCGCUGGUGUCGCUGCACCACCUGGAUCAGGUGGAGCCAAUAUUUCCGGCGAUGAGCAGAGACGAAUCGCUGAAACACCUGAUGGCGGCGGCGAGGGCGGACGAAUCGAGGCUGCUGCAGCAGAGCAUCUGCUACGACGAGUUGAAGAACUGGACGAUCUCGAUCGCGUGGGGGUAUUCCGUCCAGAUCUACGAGGCGAUCGUCAACCCUAGUGCGCUGCAGAGGCCGAUCGAGACGUUCGUGCCGUGGACGAAGUUCGCGAGGCCGUUCUUCGUGUUCAACACGCGCGGCCUCCCUUCCAGACACCCGUGCGAUGCUCCGCAUCAGUUUUUCUUCCGAUCUGUAGAGAGAGGAAGGCGAGUGGUGACGAGAUAUGGCAGAGCGCGGCCGCGGGGGUUGCCUGCUUGCUCUGUCACCGGGAAUCACUCGGCGGAGUUCGUCGCCGACGUCGUCGUCUCCUCCCCUGCUGCCAAAUUUGAUGUGGUGAGUUUUUUUGUCACUUUAAUUUUUGGAUUUCUUUUGUUCACGUUUGAUUUUGGAGUUGUUGAUCAGAUUGGGAAUAGGAGGGAAUGCUGCGACGUUUUGAAUGUGCAAGGCGGGAAUGCUACAGAGAUCAAGUUUCGAGAUUGUCGUCAAAAUGAAAUUAUUCCUUGA